UUUUCAUGGAUUCGUAUUUUAUUUACCUUCAAUCAUCGCAAAUACAAAGCUAAUUUUUAUAAAAAAUCUUUUGUCCACCAUGUACGGAUGGAAUAUAUUUUGAGAGAUGUCUAAAUUAAUUUUAUAAAUAAAGUUAUUUGUGACGGCGGGAGGCUUCGUAGUCUAUUUAGAUUUACAAAUAGUUUUUCCAAAUGUGUUGUUUUGAUAGAUAAUGGAUCCAAGAAUGUGUAGGAAAAUCUGUAGUAGUGAAAGUCUUCCAGAUGCUGAAAAUGAGGAAUUUGAAGUAUCAAACAUUAUUGCACCACAAGAAAGUGAAGAUAAUUUCUUAUUGGAGGGCAGUCCUGAACGACACUCCGUUACUUGGCUCGACGACGAUCAAAUAGAUGAUUUAGAUCUUAAUUUAGACCAGACUAACCUAUUUUUUCAUAGAGUCGAUAGUGCAGAUGUAAUAUACAGAAGUAAGAAGAAAAAAUGCAAAAUGGUUGGAAAGUACGUAAUGGGCGACGUGUUAGGAGAAGGUUCGUAUGGCAAAGUUAAAGAGAUGCUGGACUCUGAGACCUUAUGUAGGAGGGCGGUUAAAAUAUUAAAAAAACGGAAGCUGAGAAGAAUACCAAACGGUGAGCAAAAUGUACAGAGGGAGAUACAACUACUGCGAAUACUUAGACAUAAAAAUGUGAUAGAACUAGUCGAUGUUAUGUACAAUGAUGAGAAGCAAAAAAUGUAUUUAGUAAUGGAGUUUUGUGUGGGUGUACUUCAGGAUAUGCUUGAAUCAAGCCCUGGCAAGAAGUUUCCUCAGCGCCAAGCGCAUGAUUAUUUUAUUCAGUUGCUGGACGGCUUAGAGUAUUUGCAUGGCCAAGGUGUGGUUCACAAAGAUAUUAAACCAGGAAAUUUAUUAUUGACAUUAGACCAGACACUGAAAAUAACUGACUUUGGAGUUGCUGAAGCAUUAGAUAUGUUUUCUCCAGAAGACACAUGUUACACGGGGCAAGGUUCUCCAGCUUUUCAACCACCCGAGAUAGCCAAUGGAGCUGAACAAUUCUCUGGUGUCAAAGUCGAUAUAUGGAGUAGCGGAGUCACAUUAUACAACAUGACAACUGGGAGGUAUCCUUUUGAAGGUGAUAAUGUUUAUCGGUUAUUAGAGGCAAUAGGCCGAGGGGAACCAGCCCCUCCGCCAUCUUCUGUCGGGACUUUACUUGAAACUCUUUUAAUGCAUAUGUUGAAGCGAAAUCCUGAUGAAAGACCAACUGUACAGGAAAUUAAAAGGCAUGACUGGGUGCGCGCGCGGCCGGCGCUGGCGGCGGGCGAGGCGGCCGUGGGCGCGCGCUCGCGCCGCUCGGACGAGCUGCACAGCUCCACCGUCGUGCCCUACCUCGUCGAGCGCCACUACGCCACGCCGCACCACUACUUCACCGAGCACGACCUGCGACACGAGCUAGGGGAUGGCGGGUCGCGCACGAUGUCGACGGCAGAGCUGUCGGACGCGGAGUCCACGCAGUGCAAACGGCGCUGGCACUCGUCGUGCGGCCGCCUGCCCUCGUGCCGCCUCACGUGAUCCCCCCAGUGACCCCCCUACGUCACUGUCGUCGGUCCCCUGGCGUGGCUAUCGUUACUGAGAAUAUUUGUAUGUACGACGGAUUUAUGUGCAACGUGGCGUCGAGAUCUGCCUUUUGUGAUGUCCGGUCUCCUCGAGCGCUUUGUAAUUACCGCAGACGUGAAUCGACGGGCCUCAGUAGUUUUAUGUUUUUGUCAGUUGCACGUAAAUCGUAACGUCGCGUGUUGGCGUUUGACGUGAUUUAUUUUGUGAAACUUAUCGCUACUUAAAAAUAUUUUUGUUAAUUAUUUGCCCCCGUUGCUAGGCCGAUGGAAAGUAUGACUCACUUUCUGUUGGCUCUGUCGCAUGUUUUCUGUAAUUAUACCUGAUCGGGAGGAUUUUUUAAUCAGUUUAUCUUGUAUGCUAGCUUUACCGGUACAUACCUAUUAUUUGUGCAAUCAACACAUAAAGGUAUUGACUACCUUUUACUACCAAAAAAAUAAAUAAAUUUAUAGCUAGAAAAUAAAUAUCGAAAAAAGUUUUUAUUUUUGUGUCAAUCACUUGUUAAAGAAAAAAAACCUUAUUUACUAAACAUUUAAAGUGAAGAAUACCUCGUUUUAGUGUCACUGAUUACUUUCAAUUUAGUUGCCUUUAUAUUCAUGGAUUUUUUUAAAUAAAAACUCCACUUCGACUUCGAGACAACCUCUUAAAACAUACUAAAUAGCCAAUAUAAUAAAGAGAUUAAAAGUAAAACAUAUAAUUUAAAUGUCACAUUCUUACUUGUGAGCUAUUUUAUAAAAAAAAAAAAACCAUUGUGCCUUGUAGUGCGUGUUCAAACUAAGAACCUUGCCAGUAUUACCAUAAGAAAAAGAUAAUGAUAUAUUAAAAACACACAAGUAAGGAAAUGAUAUAAAAAUGACACACGAGUCUCGAGUGCUAUUUGGUACUUUUGUGUCUAUUAUUAAUUGUUAUGCGUACAGACAAGUAUCCUAAAAUAAUAUGGGAAAGAAGAACUGUCAUAUAGAGUACAUUUGGCAUUCAAAAAUCGAACCGAAUACAACUACAACAAAUAAAAAAACAACGCCAGAAGUUUAAAUAUGUGGCACAGCGGUAAAUAAGCCGUUGAGAAAAAAAAAUAUUGCUAAGUAUUACGUGGAAAAUAUAAAAUCGCAUAUUAUUAUAAAGUCGACAAAAAAUAAAUAGAACUAUAAAAACUAUUUAAAUUGAUAGAAGGGAAAAAAUAUUAAGUUAUAUAUACAAUGUGUUAUAUGUAUGCGAAUAAUGUGUGUGUGCCGUGUAGAGCUGGCGUUACUUGGACUUGCAUUUCAUUACUACUAUUUCCUUAAAACAAUUCUUCAUAUUUAUAAAUCCCACCGACGGAAGUGUCCGAAAAUCUUCUCAUAUUAUUUUCUUAAUAGAACAAUCUAUCCUAUUAUUUUUCCAGAAACAUAAACUUGUACAUACACAAAUUUUCAAAAUUAUCGUUUGUGCGUAAUUUAACGCUAUUUCUACGAUUACGAUCAUGAAUAUUUUUUGUUGGCUAAUAAAUGUUGGCUCUUGUAAUUAUAACAUUAAAUUUAUAUACAGUCAUGAUAUUUGUAUCGGCAUUAAGUCAUGUAACUUUGAAGUUUUAAAGUAAACCGCAGUAGCCGAUUUUACGACAAAUACAACAAGCUCCACGUACGCUUUACUGCGUUUCCGCCGAUCGUUUAUUCUUAUAGGAAGUUCGAUCAUACCUUUUUUAUCACCAAGCUGAUUUUUUAAAAGGAAUGUACAAGAUAACAUUUUAUUUUUGGUAAUAACUUGGCUUGGUAGCUGGUCACCACUGCCCAUAGACAUUGGCGCCGUAAGAAAUUUUAACCCUUUUUUUACAACGCCAAUGCGCCACCAACGUUGGGAUCUAAAUGUAUACGACUCCACAAUAGACACAAAGUUACAUGAUGCAAAAUGUACAACACGACGGUUUUUUUUUAAUGUUUCGCCACUUGAUAAUAGAUGGCGCUACAUGAAGUGUUGUGCUACUUCCGAUUAAUUUUAAACAACGAAAAAAUGUUGCCUUUGUACUAAACUUAUUUAUUUAUUUUUUAAUUAUGAAACUGUAACACUAAUAUCGAUAAAGACACCAUUGAUUUUUUCUAAACAUUUAUUAGUACGUAGUGAAAUGCAUCUUCAUUACAAUUGAAUAUUUGCUUAUCUGAUCUCGCUGUCGCGUUUGAUCUCAAAUGUAAAAGGAAAAGGUGGCAAUAAAAAUAUAACAUCGUUUAAACAAAUAAAAUAAAAGCUUAUAUUAUUUUCUCCGAGAGUCCAAUACCACCAAAUCGAUGUAGCAACCUUUUAAUUGUGUUGUAAGUAUAUCACUUGAGGGCUGUUUUACGAUUAUUGAUUUAUCAACAAUUAACUGGUAAUUAUAUUAGUUUCUGCAUCCAUAAUUUCACCGAGGAAAACUUUAAAUUGUAUAAAAUGUCAGUUCGUACAUAGUACUUGCUUAUUUGGCAGAAUUUCCUAGUGUUUUUCAUUUAGAAUAUUUCACAAUAAACAGAAGAUAUAAUGGAAAACAAAAAAUAAAGGAAAGAGUAUUUUCUAUUUUCAGAUAUGCGUGGGUUUCAAUUGUUUGGCAAUUAAGACAACCAACCUAAUAAACGUAAGACAUUAAAAUUUUAGGUAAGUUUGACAGGUUACCAGAGCAAGUCGAUGUCACUUGAGACUGGAGUGUCGAAUAUUCGGACUCUGAAUUCGUUCCUUUAAUAUGUUGCAAGUAUAUGUAUAAUAUAAUACAUAGUUCGUAGUUGCAAUGAAGACUCGCUGCCGCAGGGCAAUAAACGUGCACUUUGUUUUACUCGCUAUUCUAAGAAAAGUCUAUGAUGUCAUAGUGACGCUCCAUGCUAACAUCGAUGUUUUAAAUGAUAAAAAAGGAAACUGGAAAAUAUCGAAUUAACAAAAUUAAUGAUAUCGGCGAUUAAUUCAAAUUGAUUAAAACAUACCGGAUGAAAUAUGAAAUUUAAAUUCGUGAUCGAACAUUGUUUAUUUUAUCUUUAUAAAAGUAUUCGAUUUUACUAAAGUUGUAUUCGAAAUCGAAAUGUAAUAAAGUUGCGUGUGUGACGUGACGUAUUUAGAACGUAGAAUGAAUGCAAAUAAAUUUACGUAUUACAGCGUCGAACUAGUGAAAUGUACUUAAAUGUGUCGAAACAGUAGGUAAUUUUUUUUUUUAAAUCUAUAAUAGGGCAAACAGCCCUCAGUGAUAUCGUUUUUUUUUUAAAUUGCAUGUUAGGUUAAUAUUUGUUAAAUGGAAAUUUAAUGUGUUAUGCGAAUUGUAUGCAUACAUUUAAAAGUUCCUCAGUGUAUUGUUGAUGUUUAAAAUGAAAAAUACGUCGUGGCGAGAAAGAGCGUUUUCAUUUUCGGUUUUGUUCCAACAUUAUAUAUAACGCUCUCGAUCUGACCUCACUUUUUCGUGAUGAAUUUCUUAAUUCUUUUUUUUUUAUAAAAUUUAAGUAUAGUAUUAGGAAUAUAUAUUUCUAUAACCGUCGUCUGUAUGAUUGGUUACGAAAAAACCAACUAGUUGAAAUCACUACUGCUAUUAAAAUGUUUUAUAAGUAGAAUUAAUAUUAUAAAAUACUUAAUAUUUUCAUAAUAACAUUUUCGUGAAAAAUUUCGACCCAUAACUUUACUCCUACAAAUAUAUAAACAUUAGAAUGUUAAAACGGUUUGAUGUAGAUAAAUAAAUUAUAAAAUUUUGUAAUAAAUCAAUCUAUAAAUUUUUCUAAAUCAUUAAUAGUAAAUAGAAGUUGUAACAUUUAUUUGAUAUUCUUUAUGUAUAGUAGGGAUAGAGCCCGUUUACAGUCAACAGUAGUGAUGUACCGUAAAACAUACAGUUUUCGAAUUUAUCUCUUCUCUGCCCCAAAAACAAAAUAAUUACUAUCGAAAUUGUACUAACUAGUAUAUCGAUGUCGUGUAUCGCUUAUCACUUCGUGUGUUCAGCGACAUUCGUUUCCGCCAGGGCCGAAUUUAGAGGAUAGCAAAAGGGCUGCACGCUUGACAAAAAAAUAUGUUUAAUUUUUAUAUCUCGUGUUGAUGUCCCUUAAAUCCGGUCCUGAUAUAAGUAGAAUAAUAUAUUCAUCUCUAUGUAAAAUGUUUGUUUAUUUGAUAUUGCACUAUUUUGGUAUCUCAGCAUACUUCUCGCUAUUGCAUUUUGCCCAAUCAUAUUAAAAUUAAAAAAUUAUAUUCUUAAGUCACCUCUGGAUGACUCGCGACAACUUUGUCCAUUCGUUUAGUAAUAUGUGUUUUUUUUUUAAUUGUGCGAUUGUAGCCGGUAGUUAAUAGAUUAUAAGUUAAAUAAGCCAUUGUAAUGAGAUUAUUGUGCAGACAAUAUUACAUCGCCAAAGGCGAAUUAAAACCUUGUAACCUUCUCGAUUUGUUUAAAGAAAAAGUGAGGUCCUAUAUGUUACUUAAAUUUUAUUUGUGAUGCUUAAACUGAUGUAUGUGCAGUGCCUGAACUGAUUAUGAGCAACGUUAAACAUAUUAAAU
Messenger RNA from Vanessa atalanta (red admiral), 6052 nucleotides. It is a transcript of the gene Lkb1, whose product is annotated as serine/threonine-protein kinase stk11. Gene Ontology annotation, biological process: intracellular signal transduction; establishment of cell polarity; glucose homeostasis. The transcript is spliced from 6 exons. Lineage: Eukaryota; Metazoa; Arthropoda; Insecta; Lepidoptera; Nymphalidae. Gene Ontology annotation, cellular component: cytoplasm. Bases 212 to 1552 code for a protein of 446 amino acids. Gene Ontology annotation, molecular function: protein kinase activator activity; protein serine/threonine kinase activity; ATP binding. The record is from RefSeq and is a predicted model, not a curated record.